Molecule: messenger RNA, 3842 nt
Organism: Brassica rapa (field mustard)
Lineage: Eukaryota; Viridiplantae; Streptophyta; Magnoliopsida; Brassicales; Brassicaceae
Product: nuclear envelope-associated protein 1
Source: RefSeq, a predicted model, not a curated record
AUUAAAGUGUCUGAUCAUUAUCCAUUUUGCAUGUUAACCAUUAAAAACACUAUAUAUUGAGGACGGAUAAACGGCGGCUUUAUACACGCUUCAAAAUUAUUUUGCAAUGAUCAACUAUGAUUUAUGUUGUGAUUAUCUAAUACUAUGGAAUGAAGAUCCAACUUAUUAGCCUAUUAGGGCAAAAAAUAAGACGUUGAUUAUAAUUUGUUGUUGUUGUUGAAAUGUUGAUAACACUCUUAAGUGAUGCUUGAUAGCUUGUUAGAAAAAUAUGAUGUGUUUAUGGCUACAAAUCGGGAAUACAGAUCACGUAAACAAUUAUAAGAUGAAAGGCCAUUAAAGAGGUGACACGUUUGAAGAGGUGAACCUCAAGAAAAAGAGAGAUGACAACUAGAACGGAUGGAGACGUGAGAGAGAAGGUGGCAUAAUAAUUGGGGUCAAGUAUGAGAUGUCUUCUUUGAUUCCUUCAAGGCUCAAGGACCACCCACCACUUUCUCACCUCUUACACUUACACCGCGUUCUGAUGAUAUAAUUAUCCUCGUGCUUCUAUAACAUUCUAAAUUGAGAUUAGGGAGAUGCUACAAUACAUGCAAACUCAAGCCAAGCCUCCGUUGAAGAUGCCAAAAAUAAUAAACAAAACAAAGUGUUUGCUUGCAUAUUGUUUCUUUUGGGGUAAAAUUUGCUUGCAUAUUGUUGAUAAUGUAUUGUGAACAAACGCAAAAAAAUACUAUUUUGAAAGAAAAUACGAUUGAAAUAAAUACACAUUUUAAGAUUCAUUUUUCAAAAAAGAAAUAAAUACACAUUUUAAGAUUCAUAUAUUGAUUAUAAGAAUAAAUAAUUUAUAUUUGUAUUUAUACAGUUUUAAAUCUGAUAUUCAUUUUGCUUUAUAAUUUUUUUUCGUUUCUACUAAAAGUAGCUUUUCAAUCUUGAUAACUAGUAUGGACUUUGUCCGCGUAACAAAUGUAAUGUUUUUGUGCAUUAAGAUUUAAGUCAUUUACAUAAUCGACAAUAAUCUAUGUGAAUCUUAGGCAUGUCAAUAUGUUUUGCCAUAUUUGGGAUCCCUUCUGUAAUAGCAAGGAUCAUCAUUAAUACCCAAAACGCCCCCAACAUUAUGCAGGAGUGGUCAUUUUCUUAUAGCAUCGGCAAAUUAAGUGUCAUUCUCAGUGUAUACACGUUGACCCUUAAAUUCGACCCAUCAGAACUUUUGGACAUGAUCUGAUAUUUUGUCUCUUUGUUUAACACUUACCAUUGGACCCCAAACGCAGCCGACCGAACCAAUGACGGCUUUAAUUUGCCUUUUAGGUUUUAGGUCAAUGUUUUUUAACUAAUGCAAUACUAUAUACCAGCUUCUCUACAUCCGAAAUUGUUGACUUAACAUGUUCUUGAAUCCAAUGGUCUCAAUCUCUAUACGAAGCUAAAAGUUCACGACUGACGGUGAAACUUUUUCACUCAUUGAUCAUGACUUUAUUGUCUCUCCAAAAACCGUGAUUUUAGUGUUGAUGAGUGAUAGCUUUCAGUUAUUUUAUAUAUCCAGCGGUUGGAUUCAUACUAGCGAGGAGGCAAAUAAGCUCAAAAGCGAAUUUCAUAGAUGAGUCAUGUGAAUAAAAGUUACUACAUCAAGGAAAAGGACACUUGUUACUAGAAUAGUGCAGAAUACAGUUACACAAACAACGAAAUAAUGGUAAGGUUUUCAAUGAACUGCCACACGGUGUGUCUUGAUUCUCCAAUACUGAAGAGAGUUUGAAAAUGAUCACUGCAACACCAUACACUUUUUUUUGUCACAAACUGCAACACCAUACACAAGAACCAAAUCACACUGACUUUUAAAAACCUAUUCAAUUCAGAUGGGGAAUCAUAUUAAAUCCUCUACUAUUAGUUUUUAAUGGGCCUAGCCCAAUGACUUACUAUUCCAGGUCCAUUACAUAAGACCAUUACCUAGAGUCCAUGAUAACGGGAGAGGAAAACUUCUAGCUGACAAAGUUUGGAAGAGGAUGAUCAGUGAUCACAUGACCAUGAUGAAUGAGUUCAUAAGGCGUUGAAAAGCAAACUUCAGUUAAUAAUAUAUAACACGAGGUAGAGAUCUAAUGGAUAUACAGCAACGAUCUACACAGUUUCGGUCUUUGUUUUUGUCUACCACCAUGGCAUCUCUAUUGUCUCUUUCUCCAUCCACACACAUGUCCUUUAAUCACAAGUUUAGCUCUAUCUAAUUCAAUAUAAUAAACUAACAUAUCACAUUUUUACCAUAACAACAUUUUUUUUGGAGCAACCUACCAUAACAACAAAUUUAAACCGUUCUUUGUCACAUUUGUCAUUAUCUAUUGAUUGAUGCACAUAUUCCACUUGGAUCACAAACCGUGUUAAUAGUACAUACUAUAUUCCACUUGAAUCAUAAAUCUCAAAACUUUUAAUUUUUUUUUAAAAUAUUACAUGGCCAUAGGUUUGUGUUUGCCGAGGAUUUUGGAGGGAAGGUUUUGAUUUUUGAACUUCAAAGUCUUCUUCUCUCUCCAAUUCAUUUAUUCUGAUUUGCUUCUCUUUCCUUUCUCUCUGUCUUUCUCUCUCCUCAGCUCUUGUAAGAUUCAUGCCAAAACCAGAGAGAUCUGAUUUAUCCGAAGAUCUUGAAUUUUCUUUUUAAACUACAAGUUACUACACCAACUUUCUCCCACGCAAGGCUCAUAUUUAUGAGAACAGACCAAAUCAUCAAGGUGUAGACUUUGGAUGAGAAACUAACCAAACAACCAGAUGUCUUGUUCCGACAAAAGAACCACGGUGGAUCCACUUCUGAAAGAUUUGGAUGAGAAGAAAGAGAGUUUCCGGAGGAACGUCGUCUCUUUGGCGUCUGAGCUGAAGCAAGUCAGGGGCCGUUUGGUUUCUCAAGAACAAUCUUUCCUUAAAGAAACCCAAACUAGAAAAGAAGCAGAGAAGAGAGCACAGAACAUGGAAAUGGAGAUGUGUAAAUUACAUAAGAGAUUAGAAGAAAGGAACUCUCAGCUUCAUGCUUCUGCAUCUGCUGCUGAAAAGUUUAUUAAAGACUUGGAGGAAUUUAGAUCACAGCUGGAUGCAACUAAUCAAACCGCAGAGGCAAGUGCUGACUCUGCUGAAUCUACAAAGAUCCAAUGCUCAGUGCUUAAACAACAACUUGACGACAAAACACGUUCUCUCAGAGAACACGAACACCGUGUGACUCGGCUCGGGCACCAGCUUGAUGAUCUACAGAGAGGUUUGAGCUUGAGGGAGUGCUCAGAGAUUCAGCUAAGAGAGGAGCUUAGGAGAAUCGAGCGCGAGGUGACAGAGGCUAUUACAAAGGCUGGGAUAGGUAGCAAUGAUUGCGUGCUGCAGAAGUUUCUAGAAGAUGUCUCUCCUGUGAAUUUUGAGAGGAUGAAUAGAUUAGUUGAAGUGAACGACGUGGAGGUCAAGAAACUGAAAGAUGAGAUUAGGUUAAUGUCAGGUCACUGGAAGCAUCAGACUAAGGAACUCGAAUCUCAGCUGGAGAAACAGAGAAGAACGGAUCAAGACUUGAAGAAGAAGAUACUGAAGCUUGAGUUCUGUCUUCAAGAAACAAGAAGCCAGACCAGAAAGCUACAGAGAAAAGAGGAAAGAAGGGACAUGGAGAUCAAAGAGAUAAGAGAUCUGAUGUCAGGGAGACAACAAGGUAGUGAUAAAGAAUCUUGGGAGAAACAGAAGUUUUGGGACAAUUCAGGAUUCAAGAUCGUUGUAUCAAUGUCUAUGUUGAUGUUAGUGGUAGUCUCCAAGAGAUAGGUUUCUCUUUUUGUGUAAAAUGUAGUUGACGAAAAUCUAAGACCAUCUCCAAUGCUACACUAAAAUUUACUCUAUAUUUCACUCUAAAA